AUGGAGACAGGAGAUAUCCAGAGCUCCCAGUGCCCACCCUGCCCGUCACCCAUGUUGGCACUGUCCCUGGGUGGUAGCUGCACCCUCAUGCUUCUCACUCUGCCUAGGCUGCUGCCUCCUCAGCUCUUUGGGGUCGUGGAACAGACACUAUUCAAGGUGCUGCCGGAACUGCUGUGCCCUAUGGUGGACAGCGUGCUGUGCGUGGUGAAUGAGCUCCUGGGGGCUGUGCUGACCAUCCAGAACUCGCUGAUUGAGGGGCCCAUUCUACAAAACGUGCUGGGGACGGUCACAUCAGUGAACCAGGGCCUCCUAGGCUCCAGGGGCCUGCUCGGAGGAGGUGGCCUGCUGGGCUACGGAGGGGUUUUUGGUGUUAUCGAAGAGCUCUCUGGGCUGAAGAUCGAGGAACUCACGCUGCCAAAGGUGUCGUUGAAGCUACUGCCAGGGUUUGGGGUGCAGCUGAAACUGCACACCAAGGUGCGCCUGCAUGGCUCUGGUUCCUCUUCAAGGGACUCCCACCCUACUGUUCUUCCCUGGAUCCCACCCCUGUACCCCUUCCCAGAGACCUCCAUCCCACUGACCCCCAAGGACUUCCAUCUCAUGUUCCCGGGAGAUACCUACUCCAUUGCCUGGAGCUCACUGGAGGGGUUGGGGGAAGAGGGCAGCUGUUGUGGGCAUAUAAGAGCCGCCCCCAGCCCUGAGAGGGUGGAGGAGCUGACAGGAGGCUGCGAACCCCCACCUACCUGUCGUGGAGCUGCAGGAGUGGGUCUGGUGCCCCUUGGGGCUCUUGGAACUGUGGAAUUCUCUCUGGCCACCCUGCCUCUUACCUCUAACCAGUACAUAGAGCUGGACAUCAACCCCAUUGUGAAGAGCUUAGCUGGUGACGUAAUUGACUUCCCUAAGCCCCACAAACCUGUCAAGGUGCCUCCCAAGGAGGACCACACAUCCCAGGUGACCGUGCCUCUGUUCCUCUUCAACACCGUAUUUGGGCUCCUGCAAACCAACAGUGCCCUCAACAUAGACAUCACCCCUGAGCUGGUUCCCAGCAAUGUCCCGUUGACAACUACAGACCUGGCGGCUUUGGUCCCUGAGGUCCUGGUGAAGUUGCCCCCAGGCCAGCAGCUCCUGCUCUCACUGCGGGUGAAGGAAGUACCUACAGUCACGCUCCAGAGCAAGAAGGCCACAGUCUCCAUCCCAGCUGUCAUCCACGUGCUGUCCUACCUCCCUGCAGGGACCCCUGAAGCCCUCUUCGAGCUAAACGGGGUUAUGACUUUAAGUGCCCAGCUGUCUCCUUCUGCCACCAAGCUGCACCUAUCGCUGUCCCUGGAACGGCUCAGUGUCAAGCAGGCCUCCUUUGCCCACGCCUUUGAUGUAAGUUCUUGGGAGGGUGAGUGGCUUGGUGGUGGUGAGGGUCUUCAAGUGGGGGUGGAAAGGAGCUGUGUCCUCAAGCAUGGGGCAUCCCAUUUAGAAGAAUGGCUCAGUGAUGUGGUCCGGGCGGCAUAUGUGCCAAAGCUCAAUGCGGACCUGGAUGUUGGAAUUCCCCUGCCUAAGGUCCUCAAUGUCAAUUUUGCCAAAGCUUCCCUGGAGAUCAUAGAGGUGAGUUUCUGA
Hipposideros armiger (great roundleaf bat) is the source of this 1605-nucleotide messenger RNA. RefSeq names its product BPI fold containing family B member 3 (gene BPIFB3). The record is from RefSeq and is a predicted model, not a curated record. Gene Ontology annotation, molecular function: lipid binding. NCBI's taxonomy places the organism in Eukaryota, Metazoa, Chordata, Mammalia, Chiroptera, Hipposideridae. The transcript is spliced from 15 exons. The coding region runs from base 1 to 1605 and encodes 534 amino acids.